GAUCAAGAAGCGUGCUGUCAAGCCCAGCGACAUAAUGUCAGAAACCAAUCGCAACGUUUUACGCUAGCCCGAAGCUCAUACGCUGCCAGCACGCCUCGUCCGCCACCUCGCCUCGCCUCCUAGCCGCAACCCGCGGUCCCGAAACCGCUCUGCUCCGAUCUCUCUCCGAAGCGGCCGAAGCCGGCCAGAAGAAACGCGUGGUAUCCAGCCCGAAGCACGGCAACAUGCCCAACCAGGUGACGCGCGCGCGCCGGCGGCGCCUCGACAACCUGUCGCGCCUCGAGACGGACCUCGCCGAGUCGCCCGGCGCGCUGGCGGCCCUCGCGGAGACGCUCGAGCGAGGCGUGCCGAAGCGGAGUCAUCGCGGCAGUGGCAGCCACAAGAAGCCGAGCAAAGAUUUGUGGCGAACGAAAUUGUGCAGCGCCUUUGAGGCGACGGGCGCCUGCCCCGACGGCGCCCAGUGCACCUUCGCCCACGGCGCGGCGCAGCUCCGGCGCCGGUCCGCGGGCGUCUGCGCGCGCGUCUCCGACGACGCGGCGGCCGUCGGCCCGACGCGCUGGACGGUGCACGCGGGCGAGCAGGGCGGCUGGGGCGCCGGCGGCGCGCCGCCGAGCCCGCCGGCCCUCGCGCGCGUCGACUCGAGCGACCUGUCGACGGCGCUCGAGCGCGUGCGUUCCAUCACGAUCGACGAGGCGGAGCUGACGCUGUCGCCCCACGCGCGGGCCUUCUCCAUGCCGGAGCCGGCGCACGCCGUCACGCCCGACGGGUCGCCGCGCCUCGCGGGCUUCCACCGGUCGCGGCCGCCGUCGCCGCCGCCGUUCUCGCUCGCGCCGCCGGCCAAGGCCGCGCGGACGCGCGGCGACGGCCGGCUCGUGGGCACGGUGGUCCACCUGAGCCGCAAGCUCUGCGGCACCUUCGACACGGUCGACGAGGACGGCGUCGCCGUGACGCGCUUCAACGGCUGGUACGGCUUCGUCCGCCCGGACGAGUCGACGCUCCGCGACGAGGGCUUCUGCCGCGGCGACCUCUUCCUCCACCCGUCGGACGCGCCCGCGGCGUACAACCCCCAGGUCGGCGACCGCGUCUCCUUCCACCUCGGCGUCCACGACCGGCGCCUCAAGGCCGCGGACCUCCGCCCCGUCUCCGACGACUCCGACGAGGACGGCUCGGCGACGGCGUCGCGGUCCCGCCGGGACUCCUGGGACUCGCGGGACGGCUCGCCGCGCCCCGGGCCGUCCCGCUCCUGGGACGCGGAGAGCUCGCCGCGCCGCGGGCCGUCCCAGUCCUGGGACACGGACAGCCUCCAGUCCUUCGCGUAGCCAUGCCCGGGUUCGAAGAGCCCGCGCAUUGCAACGCGACGUCCUUAAGCCUACGCUCACUU
This is a messenger RNA of Aureococcus anophagefferens, 1381 nucleotides long. RefSeq names its product expressed protein. NCBI's taxonomy places the organism in Eukaryota, Pelagophyceae, Pelagomonadales, Pelagomonadaceae. The record is from RefSeq and is a predicted model, not a curated record. The transcript is spliced from 2 exons. Gene Ontology annotation, molecular function: metal ion binding. The coding region runs from base 225 to 1319 and encodes 364 amino acids.